GCUCACUGCUCAGAGCCUGUUGAUGGAUUCUCGCACUCAUUAAACGAGUAUUAUUACCCACCUGUAAAGGCUUGUGAUUGAGGUGCCAUCCUUGAAAACGUUAAAACACAGGCCAGGUCUGUUCCAUGGCAUUCGUCCAUUUGUCUUCAAUCCGGCAAGAUUCUCCAUCUGGUGCUGGCUAUUAUUAUCACAUAUUCAAAACUCCGAGUCAUUGUCAUUCAGAUAACAUGCACCGUUGAGUUCAUGCAAAGAUGUGUACUACCCUAUGUGUUGCAACAGAUGGCUAUCUGGUCUAGUUCAGACUUGCGUCUAUGAAUCUUGAUGGAAGGGAAACCCCAUUAUUAGCUGUACUCCUUGUCUUUUGGUCCUUUCUCGGCUGUUCCGUCUCCGUUCCUAUUCAUAGCCCACUCGCUUGCCACCGUGGACGCAAUACAACCUCAGGUCAGACUGAGGCCAUUGCUUUUGGAAAACCGAGGUUGCACGUAUUGCAUAGAAUUGGAAUACCAUGUAGAAUAUUCCAGACAAAAGAAGAUUCCAUCCACAUGGCAAAGAUUAUUGAGAAAAAGACUUGGGUUGGUGUAGAUUUUGGAGAGCACCAGGAGAAAUACGGCCUGCCCACUCAGGAUCAUGUUAGGUACCUAGUAAAUGCCCAACGUUCCCAAGCCAUCAUUUCUGAUUGUUUGAGCCAUUGCGCUUAUCAGCUACGGCCUGAUUCCCCGCAGAAUGGCCUUGGAGGUACGGAGUAGAGAAUAUCUUGUGGUUGUUAAUUGGCUAGCGUACAGUAGGUGGUUCUCCCAAGAGUGCUCUUGUCAUCACGGAUGAGAUGGAUUUCGACAGAGCACAGAGCACCCCGAUCUAUCUUCCUCAGCCACUCAGAGGCUCUCAAACCACAGCCUAGCCUACUACGUAGACAGGUGUGGCAUUGGCCUAACAUUACCUACCUAGACAAGAAACUAGACUAUCCACCGCCAACAUCAGUUUCAGCUCUAUUACAUUGGCUGUGCUGGUAUCUCAUUUCCCAUACCUCAACACUCCUCUGGAUCUCUGUGAUUUCCCGACCGCUGUGUUCAGAAUUGGAAACCCUCUGCAAAGACACAAUUCAAACCUCGCUCCGUAUCUCUAAGUCUUCCUCCAAAGACAAAAUGUCAACUGAGCAACGCCCAACUGGCGAUGCCCUCAUUACCUCCGAGGACCCGAACCACCCUGCAAACCUGAUCCCUUCGCUAUGCGCAAAGUUCUGGACUCUGGGCUGGGUUACGGGAACAGGAGGCGGUUGCUCCAUUCGAGAUGAUGAUCUCGUAUACAUUGCGCCCUCGGGCGUUCAAAAAGAACUCAUGAAGAACACCGACAUCUACGUCAUGGCUCUUUCUGAGCAAGAUCCUAACCACAAUAAGCUCAACCAGCGCACCUAUCUGCGAUCUCCUCCCUGCUAUAAGCCUUCUCAGUGCACCCCAUUGUUCCUUGCUGCUUUCACCCGCCGAGGGGCUGGCUGUUGUAUACAUACUCACUCUCAAUGGGCUGUCCUUGUGACCCUCCUGUUAGAAUCCCAAGGCCCCGGAAAAGACCGAGUUUUCGAGAUCAACAACAUUGAGCAAAUCAAGGGCUUUGGCCGCGGCAUGAACAAGACAGGCAACCUGGGCUAUCAUGACACCCUUCGCAUUCCAGUUAUCGAGAACACUCCUCAUGAGGAGGACUUGACUGAGUAUCUCGAAGAAGCGAUGGAUAAGUAUCCCGACACAUACGCUGUUCUCGUCCGUCGUCACGGUGUCUAUGUCUGGGGUGAUAACGUUCAUAAGGCCAAGACUCAAUGUGAGAGUCUCGAUUACCUGUUCCAGCUUGCCGUUGAGAUGAAGAAGCUUGGCCUUCCUUGGAUCAGCGAAGUCGAGCAGAUUGCUCCCCAGCGAACAUAGUCGGAAAAGCAGUCAGAGUUGCCUACAAACCCCAGCACCUUGGUUUAUGCUCUUGAUGAACGGGUUUGCUUAUCAGGUAGUUAGCCUCAAAGCCAAAUGAGGCACGGCGUUAUGUGAGAUGAUGGCUCAAAGAAAUUCAAGGAUAGUCGAUAGAUGAAUGUGGUCGAUGACAUGAUGAUGACCAAGGGACGGAAAACCUCUUUGGAAGAGUAGAGUAUGCCACCGUUGCGGAUCGUUCUUUUGGCGAGUUUUUUCGACGGGCAUCAUAUGUUCCAAAAUCAGUUUACAGUUCAACCUGAUGAACCGAACACAACUGACAAGACUCGCUUCAUAGUUAUGAACAUAAUGCUUCAACAUAUGCGGGACGUUGUUGUUACAAAAUUAAUAAGUAUCCAACUUAUAACUCGUCUCUAGGGCGUUGCUGCUCAACAAUACCAGGCUCCUCCCACAUCCUCUUCUUGGGAUUACCGA
This is a messenger RNA of Fusarium verticillioides 7600, 2381 nucleotides long. RefSeq lists its product as hypothetical. NCBI's taxonomy places the organism in Eukaryota, Fungi, Ascomycota, Sordariomycetes, Hypocreales, Nectriaceae. Gene Ontology annotation, molecular function: metal ion binding; methylthioribulose 1-phosphate dehydratase activity. The record is from RefSeq and is a predicted model, not a curated record. Gene Ontology annotation, cellular component: cytoplasm. The transcript is spliced from 3 exons. The coding region runs from base 819 to 1910 and encodes 363 amino acids.